Messenger RNA from Notothenia coriiceps (black rockcod), 1356 nucleotides. Its product is annotated as eyes absent homolog 3-like. The record is from RefSeq and is a predicted model, not a curated record. The transcript has 3 exons. Bases 39 to 374 code for a protein of 111 amino acids. Lineage: Eukaryota; Metazoa; Chordata; Actinopteri; Perciformes; Nototheniidae. Gene Ontology annotation, cellular component: nucleus. Gene Ontology annotation, molecular function: protein tyrosine phosphatase activity. Gene Ontology annotation, biological process: cell differentiation; positive regulation of DNA repair; anatomical structure development.
CUAAAUUGAAAUGACCUGAAUUGAAUUUCUGAGGUGACAUGACAAUUAGCGGUGUGUGUGGUUCCACCAGGGGGAAGUGUAUGAAUGUGUUGGUCACCACCACUCAGCUGGUGCCAGCUCUGGCCAAGGUGCUGCUGUACGGCCUGGGAGACGUCUUCCCCAUCGAGAACAUCUACAGUGCCACUAAAAUUGGUAAAGAGAGUUGCUUUGAAAGGAUCGUCUCUCGCUUUGGAAAGAAAGUGACGUACGUGGUGAUAGGUGACGGUCGAGAUGAGGAGUUUGCAGCAAAACAGCACAACAUGCCUUUCUGGCGGAUCUCCAAUCACGGAGACCUCGUGUCCCUGCACCAAGCGCUGGAGCUGGAUUUCUUGUAAAGGAGGCAGCGUGUGAAUGUCGCACACUAAAAGGGAAAAUAUAGUUGUCAUCCUGUCGGUCUGUGGAGUGACAUUACGUGAGAAAACCCUCCACAAACUCUAAUUAGAAGCUCUGCCCUGACUGGAUGACUCACUGUGUGAUGUGUGAUGGUAACGUACUGAGGCGGACUUUGGGUCGGAGCGGACAGUGAGACAGACAGGAUGCUGAGUUAAGGUUCCUCAGGCCCAGCACUCCCUCCUCUACGGCAGCUAACCUCACCACGGCUGAAACUGGCACUGAUCUGGACACAGAAGGGAAGACAUCCAUUUUUUUUCCCUCCUUUGGUCACAUCUACUUUUUAGGUAUCAACAUUUUUAAUUUCCUUAAAAAACCAAAAGGCCAUUUUUGUUUAUUGGCGUUCUCUUAUGUUGUUGUUGUAGCUUUUUUAUUUAGUCUCUGUGUUACUAAGAAUGAUAUCAAAGAAGUUAAAAAAAAAAAUCUCUUCUGGGUUAUUUUGCACUCAUUCAAAGACUUGAAAUCAUAAUUUUGCAGAAGUUACUGGCAGUAUCAAAUAAUCCCAACAACCAAAAUCUCAGGUGGCCAUUCAGUUAUUUAAAAUGAGGAAUUAGAUGAGGUUAAAAAAAUGUAACUUGAUUAUGACCUCCCCUCCUGACCCGACCCAACAACACCAAACCACCAGUCAGAUGUCCGGCUUCUUCACACUGUUGCCACACAGACGUGUGGUUCUUCUUUUUACACACAGUGUGUGUGACCUGAGGGCAGUGAGCAUGCUGGGAAUCAAGAGACGCUGGUCACACUGACAAAGCUGAAUGUGCCUCUUCGUAAAACUCAGCAAUAUAAUGGUAAAGGGAAGUUAAAAGAACAGGAUCCUCCAAACAAAUGUAAAAAAAACACACAUUCAUUUCAGCAAGGACUCUGUAGCCAGUAAACAAGAAUCAUAUUUCCCCUGUAGUAGUCAUCACAGUAUUGGUAAGAAAAUGC